Messenger RNA from Penicillium nucicola, 2061 nucleotides. RefSeq lists its product as uncharacterized. The record is from RefSeq and is a predicted model, not a curated record. Lineage: Eukaryota; Fungi; Ascomycota; Eurotiomycetes; Eurotiales; Aspergillaceae. The transcript is spliced from 3 exons. The coding region runs from base 1 to 2061 and encodes 686 amino acids.
AUGGCCUACGAUGGGUACUACUCCAACCCCUACCAACCGGGCCCCAUAAACCCUCCCAUCGACGGGUACUCGACUGCUCCUCCAUAUCCAACCCAAUACGACGAUCGUGCCAAUAUGCCACAGCCACAGAUGCCGAUCGGCUCUUCAGCUCCAAACCCGGAGUCCUACUCUGAGCCUCGAUACCCCCAGAAUCAGAACCAAGAUCACAACCCAGGCGCCAUCAACGACGCCGUGAACUCCGCCGUCCACAACAGCGGCUCGACGGGCUAUCUCUCGCCAGAGGUGCUGUCCCAGAUAACAGCAACAGUCAUCCAGCAGCUCAAAUCAACCGGUCUGGACAAUCUCCCAGGAUCGCCAUCAGCUCCCGGUCCAUCGGCACCCCGCUCGCAAUCACAGCAGCCAACCUGGCAAGCAGACCCAUCCACGCGCCCGCAUGCUGAGUCUCCUCCUGCCAUGGCUGCACGCAGCAACUCUAUCCCACCCUCUGUGCCUAUCUCGGGUGGCAACACAGAGCCUUUCAAGCCCUACGUUGAGCCCUACGUGGAACCAUAUGUUGAGCCCGAGUACGGUGAUACGCGCCCCAGUCCGAGACCAACCCCCGACCCGGUUUCUGAACGGCGGGGUUCUGUGUCGAGCCAAGGAAGUGUGCGCAGUCAUCACCGGGAGGCCAGGCCGAAGCCCCCAGAACGCGAUGCUACUGUCAUGGAGAUGACGACUCUCGAGCGGAUUUGGGGUAAGCUGUUUGAGGAUGGGAAGCCUACGAAGAGGCUUGGCUUGUUUUUGCGUGGUAUUGCGCUUCACUUGAUUGAGGAUUAUCCUCCUGGAAACACUAUCGUCAUUGUUCCCCACAAGCUGCAGAAAUUCUACAAGGACACUCACGUUCCUUCGGAUUCCUACCCAUGGCAUGACAUAUUUGAUGAUCGCACGUCGUCUAUCUCACGUCUAUUUCGCGAUGUCGAGGCCGAACAUCAUCUUGUACAAGACAAGCUUGGAGAGCGCCCAGACAUUCCAGGCCUGACACCAAAAGGGUUUGAGCGAUGGGCUACUCUCAUGAUCCUCGCCAAUCCCGAGCGGGAAUACGAGCGACUCCAAACAGCAGUCCUGAAUAUGCCAAUCAGCAAUCCCGACGACAAAAAAGAGCGUUUCCCCAAAGAGAUCCCGCGCCGCCUCUUCCCAGACAUCGGUGAUCUCAAGAUCCGAGAAGAGAUCGAAGACCAAAUUAUGAAGCAAUGCGGUGUCGACCUCCCCCGAAUCACCGAUGAGGAACGCGACGAAGCCACCCGCUCCAGAAGAUCCCCCGUUUCAGCCACCUCUUCCACAGAGCGAACGCACUCAUAUGAAAGAGGCCGGCCCCCACCAGCAAAAGCAUCCCCGCCCACAGCAAAACCAAGAGUAAGAACGGCCUCCACCUCGCCAGUCCUAAUAUCCGACGAGGACGAAACAAUCCCCUCCGCCCCGAUCGAGCGCGAGCGCAAGCCCUACAGAGCAACUCCAGGCGGCGGCAAAGUCUACCAAGGACCAGGCUCCAGUACAGGCUCCGGCGCCCAAACCCCCAGCCACAACCCCAGCGGCUCCUUCUCGACGCCCAGACAAUCAGAAACGAACAUCAAGCCCCACCAACCACCACCAAGCAGAAUGUCAAUGCCAGACGCCUACGACCGAGACUCACUCUACGCCCGCACAGGCACAGGCACAGGAUCAGGACCAGGAGGCUCAAGCACCACGCCCGGUCGCCGUUUCUCUCGCGGCUCGCGCAGUUCAUCGCGAAGCGUGAACCAUCGCUCUAGCGACUACAGACACUCGGAAAGUGACCUGCUAGGCCGGGACCGUGAGCGCGAGCAUCUGCCACGGUACGCGGGUAUUUCCGCGCAGGAUUUGCAGUACAUGGAAUCUCCCACUCCUGCUUCGCCGGAGGUCGAUGAGCCAAGACGGUUCCACCACCAUCGUGGAAGUAGUGCUCGUCCUGAUGAUGAUUAUUAUCGUGGUAUGCUUGGUGGACAGGGCGGGGGGCCUGUUCAUUCCCAUACUCAUGGGCAUGGUUAUGAUAAGUACUAUCGGUGA